UGGCAGUGCUGGAAGACAUGGAGAAUUGAGCAGGCAUUUCCUCUUCCCUUUCUUCUUGGUUUUCCUGAUCGACAGGCUAUUCUUCUCUUUUCUUGUCUGUUGAUGUGUUUAUUUCGUCAUUCUUUUCAUCGCUAUUGGUCAACAGCUCAAUAACGGUUGACAUCCGCUCUUUUCGUUGCCAUCGUACAUUAUUGUGCUUUCGCUGCUAGUUCGCAGAGUGAAAACUGCGUCCCCCCCAAAAAAAUCACUCAUCUCUCCUUUCCAAAUAUCGCAUCGAAUCCGUCUUUCUCUUCUUUCGAGACACUCCCUACCGGUUCAGUCGUUCCUUUCCGUCGUUCACUUCUUUCGCAGACAGCCCCUUCGCAGGUGCCGUCCAGGCAGGCAUAUACACUCCUUCGCUUUUCUAUUUAUAUCCAGCCGAAAAUUCUCUAUUUUCUCGAACUUUAUAACUACCAGAACUUAACCUUGACGGCUUCAAUUCGGGUAUUUUCAUUGUUGGAAGCGCCUUCAGUAAUCCUUUUCUUUGGCACACCGCUGACUCUUUGCGACGCAUGCCUCCGCCUUUUAUUACUCGGCUUUUCUAUCGCACUCAAUUGUUCUAUUUUCACUGCAUUUUGCUAAAACGCUGACGUGAGGGAGUUUGGGACUGCAAAGCAAGGGGGGUGUAAUCAGGAUGGCGUAUCAUGAUAAUCUGAGACACCACCGGAUAAGCAGGUCCUUGAAGAGGAAACGUCGCGAGGAAGCAGGCCAGGCAGGGAAUACAGCAGGAGACGAAGAAAACCAAAGAGACCCCCCCGUUUCGAAAAUUCUCCAAGCCACGGUUGUGUCGUGGUCGUCCGCCAGAGAAGAGCUGGAAGGGCGUGGAUCGAAGGAUGAUAACACGCAGGCUGAAAUCGUGUCUCAUGAGCCAACGGUACUUCUAGAGGCCCGAACCCAGGAGCCCUUGACAACGGCUACGGUGGUCCAAGUUAUUGGUGGUGAUUCCGAAACUAUUGGAGAGUAUACCGGCGUGACUUUGCCGUUCACAUUGUCGAACUCUGUCUAUGGCUCCUUGACAAUCUCUGCUCCUAAGAGCCUUCCUCCUGAUGCUGCUUCGUCUUCUUCUUCUUUUCCCCCGGAGCCAUCUGUCUCCGCAUCUCCCGCCUACAGUUCCCCUGCUGCUGAGACUCCGUCACUAACGCGGGAAUCUCACACCCUGAUGUCCCCCAGCCCUUCAACUCCUCUCAUCUCUCCCUCACGAGCCUCUCCCACUCCAACCAGCUCUACAUCCACCUCAAGCUCGACGACCCCUUCUAGUACAACAGUUACCUCUUCCUCGACUAUAGCGUCAAGUUCUAUAUCCAGCACUAGCAGUUCCACCUCUCUAACGACAUCAUCCUCUACAUAUUAUGGCUUUCCCAGCUCUGGUAGUACAGGAGGCAGUUCGGGGAAUAUUAUUGGUGCUGGGGGCGGCUUAGGAGGUUCUACGAUCACUAGCGAGCCUCCAGCUUCAGCAACGAGUACGCAAAGCCUUCAUGGUGCGACAACCCCCAACAACACCACGCCUAAGAUAGUCGGAGGCGUUGUUGGAGGUGUUGCUGGACUUUUUGUCUUGGCUCUCCUGGCUGGUCUCCUGUUCCUCUACCGACGAAAAAGGUCCAUCCGUGGAACCCCGUCCGGUCUUCCGUCUGAUGGAGGUUCCAGGGAUGCACCACUGGCGGAACGGCCGUCCACCACCAGAUCUGCAGAAAUGUCCUCUCAACGGUCUAGCCAGUCUCUUUUCACUGCAGCAUACCUAGCCCCGGCCUUUAUGAGACGUUGGAGGAAUUCUGCUAUGACGGACAGUAGUCAAUUGUCAGAAACAAGCGAGCGUGGAUUUCAGAAAAUCUCUGGUCGGAAAAUCCCCUCUGUGUUGCAGUCCGGCGGGGAUGGCUACGGCGGUGGUCUGGAAGGGAUAUCGCCAACCAUCUCUCCAAUGUCAGGGGAUCCAAGUUCGAGUCGGUCAGUACGUCCUCCUCAGUCUCCUCCGCAAUCUCCUCCCUCUCAGCCUCCUCCCACGCGCCCUUUUGGUGUACCAUUAGACACGAGCUUUACUCGGGAAAGCAGCGCUGAAUCCAAUGCGGUUGUUGUCAUUCGUCCCUCGCCCGCUCGAACGCCUCUUUCUAGCACUGUGAGUGUCGUAUCGCCUGAACAUAUGUCUCCUGCUCGCCCUUCAUCACAAAGGCCAGACCUACUUGGUCGAAGUCGUCCAAGCCUCGACGGGAGUCGAAGCAGCCGCUUUACCGAAGGCAUUUAACCUCUCCCCAUGGAGGGAGCCCUUUUUCUCCACGACAAUCACUGGGACAGUCAUUCGUCACCUUUUCUAAAUCUCAUUAUAUACCCUGUCUCUCUAUUGCCCCUUUCUGGUUUCCACAGCAGAUAUAUGCUGUUUUCUUCUUCUUCUUCUUCUUCUUCUUCUUCCUUCUUUCUUAUUUGCCAUGAAGCCAUCCCACUCGGGUUACUUCAUCCCGAGACUUAUCCUCCGCUCUCACCUAGAGCUUCCCGACUCUGAUGUUCGGUUGAUCCAUGUUUCCAUUUUUGGUCUGGCUUGCUCGCUACGUGCCUGCAUUGAAGAGACCGCAUAGGAGACAAUAUAGGUUUUGGCCAUCUUCAUUUGCGUAUAUGGGGUUCCAAGUAUUUUAUUUCUUUGUAUUGGUGUUCUUAUUGAGCUGAGUCUCUUUCUUUUUAUGGAUACCCCUUGGUUCAUUUUGUUGUUAAAUGCCCACCAUUAAUUGGCUAUUUGUUUUGAAAUUUCUUGAUUUCGUUUCUAUAAGUGGCUAGGAGGGCUUCAGCGGAGAAACAAGGAAUCCCUUUUUGGGGGUCAUUUCUUGUCAAAGUUAGGCAAUGGAUGGAGGGGAACCUCGAGUUGGCGGCGGACUGGUUCUAUGUGCGUAUGUAUGCAUGGAUGAAUGUACCUAUAUGUAUAGUAUUUGUAUCCCUUCUGGUUACAAAGUAUAUACGAGCGGCUGCAGCCUGGAAAUGAACAGGGAUAAAUAUCCGCA
This is a messenger RNA of Monascus purpureus, 3020 nucleotides long. NCBI's taxonomy places the organism in Eukaryota, Fungi, Ascomycota, Eurotiomycetes, Eurotiales, Aspergillaceae. The record is from the annotation of a GenBank genome assembly.